AUGACGCAUGCCAACAGCAGAGUAGGGCAGAAGGUUAAGUUACGAAAACGCCAGCACUGCCAGUCGCAGUGCCAACAGCAGCAGCAGCAGCAGCAGCAGCGGCGUCCGCGGGAGCAGCAGAAACAGCAGUUUAGGCUCAGAGUGAAAUACGCGAAAAAGUUUUCGGAGUCCGAACUUUGCCAGCUUCUAGGCGUGCGACGGCGGCGUCUAUCAACGACAACAAGAGCGACGACGACAACUACGACGACGCCACCCGCAAGCAUCAGCGCAACAACAACAACAACAACAAAAGCAGCAUCAAGUUGUAUGAAAAAGCUCAACGGGCGCAGUUGUGCUCCCAAUUGUUGUUACGGCUGUCGCAUGGCUGUGGUGACACACAUAAAAAGGCAAAACUAAAUUAAAC
This is a messenger RNA of Scaptodrosophila lebanonensis, 403 nucleotides long. RefSeq names its product ras-interacting protein RIP3-like. The coding region runs from base 1 to 396 and encodes 131 amino acids. The transcript has 2 exons. The record is from RefSeq and is a predicted model, not a curated record. Lineage: Eukaryota; Metazoa; Arthropoda; Insecta; Diptera; Drosophilidae.